Molecule: messenger RNA, 11817 nt
Organism: Pocillopora meandrina
Lineage: Eukaryota; Metazoa; Cnidaria; Anthozoa; Scleractinia; Pocilloporidae
Source: the annotation of a GenBank genome assembly
GACUUACCAGAGAGUAACAAAUACCAAAGAUUUCUUCACUGACAGAUUCCUGUUUCUCGUCUUUAUGAUGUAUGAUCAGAGACAAGCUUUAACCGCGCCGUAAUGCUAUUAAAUUCAUUAAACCCGUAAAACUUGCUCAUUCACAUAUCCAAUCAUGCGUGAAGCUAGUGUUGUGAAUCACUGAUCUUUGCGGCAUUUUGACUUUAAACUGAAAACGGCGGUCGGAAGUCCUUUGUGCGGAAACUACUAAGAGCGGAAAGAGUCACUCGAGUAGGCGAGUAGAGUAGAUUUCUCAAUCAUUUGGUAAGAGCAAUUUUACGUGUACAGUACUUACCAUCAGCUUGAUCGACAGAUUUCACACGAGUUCUGAAGAUCUUUACUCUCCAAGAUCUACCUUUUUACCAAUGAUUCGCGCGAAUAUUAUUGUUAUUUUCUUUUUGGUGAUCUUUUGUGAUGAAUGUGUUGUUGUCUAACUGGAUUGUGUCUCGCCGCUCUUUGAUUGGCCGACAUUACCCAUGUGACCCAACAGUGAUUGAUGUGCCAGCCAUGCAAUAGGACUUCUUGUUCAUGUUGGUGUGGUGAAGAGUGUCUUGAUCAAAAUGGACGAAACAAAAGUUAUAUACCACAUCGACGACGAAGAUACGCCGUACCUUGUAAAGCUACCUAAAAGUCCUUCAGAGGUUACUCUAUCGGACUUUAAAAAUGUCCUCAAUCGACCGAGUUACAAGUUCUUUUUCAAAAGUAUGGAUGACGAUUUCGGGUGAGUUGAUGUGUACCUACUGUACGCUGUAUGUAGAUUGCUUUCAUAGCAGUGUUUACGUUGUCUCUUGCUCUAAAGUCAUUUCCCUAGCGGAACACCUUUGAUUUUCAAAAGAGUUCAUAUUUGUAUAGCAUAUUCUGAAAUGCGUUUGUUUUGAAAAAAACACUGGAAUCCUUUCGAAUGCUACGAGCUCCAGAAUAUUGCUGUCAAAUAUUCCCGGCUUCUCAUACUUGCUAGUGUUCAAGGUGUAAGCUUACAGUAGCGCUGCGAUUAGAGACUCGAUGUGUUUAUCGCCUGUACAUGCCUACCGCUUGUUCAAACAAUUUUCCAUUAUUUCUAACUACUCGAGGCGAAGUCUUUUUGUCGCUUCUCCGCGCAGAUUUUAUGCAUUCCAGCCAAACUCUUGAUAGCGCUUUGCCUGUAACCGAUAUCUUUAGUUGAUAAUUUCUAAUUCCUAUUGCAGUGUGGUCAAAGAAGAGAUAAGCGAUGAAGAGAUGAAUUUGCCUUGCUUUAAUGGACGGGUAGUUGCUUGGGUAAGCCGUCUGUCAUUGAAUUUUUUUAAAAAAACAUAACCUGCCGAUGGAUUACCGAUCGAAGCCAGCCAAAAGAGCUAGUGUGUUGAUGUAUUUUCGUAGCAGGGAACACAAUUUAUCUUAGAUUGUAACUUGAUCAUGAUCGUGCAUAGCAGGCAAUUGCCUUUUUUAACUCUUAUUUUAGCCGGGGAACCUUUUUUCCUUUUUUUCCCGUGCAUUUUCCCUCCUCGACAGCAUGAUUUGAGGACGCAUAUCCGUCUGGCGCCUGACGCUGUGUUUAUACACUUCUUAGUAUGAUCUUGUUUUACGGUUAUUAUUUGGAACGCUAUCGAACGACAUAAAGUGAGUCUUCAAUAUAAACACAUUUCGACUUGGAUUUGUCACCCUAUCUUUGAAGUUUUUGUGGAAAUCGUCGCACUACAACAUCCAAACCUCAAAUGUCGCUCGUCGUAUUUUAUCUUCAGAAAGAUAUUGGCUUGUCGAUUGUCCCUCAGUAAUCAGGUUUUCUUGAUUGUACAAAACCUCAUUUUUAAUUUAUAUCACACUGAGUUCCUACUGAGUCAAUUGUUUGGAACCAAGAUUUAAUCUUGAUUAUACGGAAGAACUAGUAACUGUUCCUUAGAUGUAAACAGUUUGCUCUUUUGCCAUAUAGCUAUGCGAACGAUUUUUUGUUCGAUCGCGUUACAACCUUCACUUAGUCCCACGCGUAUAGCAGCCGCUAAUUUACAUUCCUAUGUUUAGCAAAAAAAGCAUAGUAAUUUACUCAAGUUAAGUCUUAAACCAGUGCUCGAGAAGCUCUGCGUUAUUUAAAGCGAAGUGCUGUUACAAGAUUUGCAAUUAGAAAACCAUCUAUCAACUUAGAGGGGUUUUUUUUACUUCGUUACUCAUCAAAUCUUCGCACUGUCCAAGAUUUUUCUUCUCCCAGUUCUCGUGAAUUCUCGCUCUUUUUUUCCUUGGAAGCACUCUCUUUUCAUAUAAAUCCAUUAUAGUUAAACUUCUGUGGUUUUAAUCGUAUGAACCAUUUCGAGAUCAAUUUUAUAUAUUACUAUGCUACAAGAUGAAAAGCCAAGCAAUGGAAUAAGCGCGCCAAAUAGGAUGCCCUUUCUCGUUUGUUCUUAAUUUGUAUCGCCUAAAUGGGUUUUUUUGUGUUUUCGUUCGGAAUCGCGGCUGACUGGCCACCCAGCGAUUGACUGAUAACAGCAUAAGUGAUGUGAUGGCAAGUAAAACACAUUUAAGACAGAUGUUUUGGUAAGACAACUCAUUACCAAUAUUGAAGACUCACAAUUCACGCUCACAUCACAUGGAAUGCCAGGAUUAAGCAUGGAUUAGUCAGUUCACAGCAGUGAUUGGUAUUUUAGUACUUUAGACACCUUAUAAAUACUCAAGGUUUGGUUUCUUUUCUGUUCCAUAUGACACGGUUCUUUUUUGUGGCAUAUUAAGUUGAAAUUUUAUCCAGCUGGUUUUGUUCGGUUAACUGUCAGUUUCGCUUUGUCAUAAAGUCCAGGUAUUUCAUUCAUAGAUGGACGUGCUAAUGGUCUUGUUGGCAUACCUCAUUAGCAUCCUUUUGAGAGAUUAAAACAAUUAAGCUUUAUUUUGGACAAAUGAUGGUAGCCUGUAGGAUUAAAAAAAUAUUUGUUCGUCAACUGGUUAGGUGUGCCAUUAAAAUAUCUAUUUUAGCUUACAUUUUGAGUCUAAGGUAUCAAAAAAAUUUAUUUCUAACAUUCAUUCCUGGUUGAUUGCAAAAAUAUAAUUGAUUGUUCUUAGGAGGCUUCAUCAUAAGUUCAUUAAAUCUCUGGAUAAUAAUAUCGCAAGAAGGAAAGUGAAAAAUGUUCAGUUAUGCUUUUUUCCUAUUUUUAAAUAUUUAGGCUUUGCUCCACAAUCCUCAUGGUUUUAGCUCUUUGUUAAGGAGCUUUACUCUUUGCUUUGUUAAUAAAUCCAAUUUGUGUGGUGGCUUUUUAAUCAUGGAAAGGCAAACCACUGAAUGAUCAACUAUAAUAUUUUAAACAAGCACAAAAUAUCUUACUGCCUAUGUAUUGUUCAUCAAGUGAUUUAAUUGCUUUCUUGUGACAAUAAUAAAAGCUCUUAAACUGACAAGGCCAGCCUUAAAUGAUAUUGUUAAUUGCUGAAGUCUGCCUGAGAGGAAUUGUUCUAAUAUUUUCCUUCUGAUUUGUCAUAAAGGAAAUCACACAGUAGGCAUUUUCUUGUUUUGAAUUGUAUGCAAAGUUUGUUUACAGGUUGAAGAAACCUAAAUUUUGUAUUCACUCCCUGGAGGCAUGUCAUUAAUAGGAUAAAAUCUGUCUCUAGUUGCAAAGAAUGUGCUGUAUGUAAGGAUUACAUUUGUAUCCUGGACCAAAAGAAAUCACUGAUUACAAAUCUAAUUAGUUUAUCAGCUGUCAGAUUUGGGCUCUUUGGGUGUAGAUUUCUCCAUAGAAAUGCAAUUUCCUGAAACUUUUAUGGCAAUGUAAUUAAUUAUUGAAGAAGUUUGAAAAAUGGUUGAAUUAAGAGGUUAAUCACAUACAAGAAUCAAGAAUCUCUCAAAAUCUGUUCUCAAAUUGGUGGGUAAUAGGAUUGGUGAUAUUAAGAGAAAAUUAAAAUUUUUGUAGUUGAUGAAGAGAAGGCAGCCAUGGUGUAAAAGUGUCAUUUCUUUCAUACAAUUUUCAUUCAUUGUGCAAGCAUAGAUCUUUGUCAGCUCUUCUCAAAAUAGUAGUCUUACUCAAACAUACAUUGUUACUCAUUCUUUACUUUUUUGAUAUGAUUCAGUUCCACUUAUUAACCUCUGGACCCCCUACGUGCCUAGCAUCUAAUUUUUCCUUCCAAAAUCACCCCUGAAUCAUGCACUAAGGUCACAAGAAUAAAGAAAAUGACCUCAACUAAAGAAGAUCUUGAUUGUUAAACAAUUCUCCUAGUCAGUGCAGUAGGAAAGGUUUAGAGAACAUGAUGAAGAAUUUGUAAACUGAUUUUGAGUGUAAAAGGUUAAAAUCUUAACCCUUUAACUCCCAGAAGUGAUUAACAUAAAACUUCUCCUUACAACAUCCAUACACUCUUCAGCAAACAGGUAAUGAGAAUAUUCAAACUUAUCAGGUAGAAGCUGCUGUCUUGAUCUAGCACCAAGUUCUCUUAACUAAUUUAAAAGGAAAUGUGUAGCAACUACAAAGGAGAAUUAACAAUCAGAUCUUGGGAGUUAAUGGGUUGAGUUAGUUCCUUCUUCUAAAAUGUUGUGCUAAAGAAAGGGGCACAAAAUAAUUAGCACUCCCCUUGAAAUGCAUGAAAUUGUGACAAAUACUCAGUGAUAUACAAAAGAGAUGAUAUGGACUGGACCAUGAAAGAAAACCCCAAAAAAAAAACAUGGAAAGGUUCAUUUUCUGGGUACAAGUCAGCAGAAAAUGACUAAAGAUCAAGUAUUGUUGUGAAUUUAACUUAGUAUAGAACAUGAGUAACAAUUUCUGACAUCAAAACUUAACUAAGAAUGCGUAAAUGCAAGUCUGAUCAGUAAUCAUAAAUUUUUGUUGCAGCUUGUCACAUCAGACACAAGUAGUGUGUCAGACACAGGCAGAGAUGAUCAGCAGUCAGUUAUAUCAGCAUCAUCUGAUAUGCACCCUCCAAUGCCCAGAACAGUUGGUAUUGGAGACUCCAGACCACCUUCUUUCCAGUAAGUUAAACUUAUACUCAUCUGUUCUCACCUAAUGUCUGAAUAUUAAUCCAAGACUUGUCAUACCCCCUACUGAUGCAGCACCACAGUUUCUAAAGGAACUCACCACUUUAUUGGUUUGUUAGUUGUUGCUCAGUUAGGAAGCAUCAGUGUUUGAAUUGUAAUGUGGACACAAAUUAUCUGUUUUCCCUCUCUUGUGGCAAUUUUCCUCACAUCUUUUAUUAUUUUUCUGUUAUUUAUGUUUAGUCCCCAUGGAGGGCACUCAACAGCAGGCGAUUUUGACUCAGAGGUAGAUUCCACAGUUAGUUCCAGAAGAGGGUCAAGAAGGAGGGACAAACAUAUCAACAGAAAUGAAGGUAACCAGAAUUUUUUUAUUUCCACACUGCUGUUUGUGUUUUGUGCCCACUUAUGACCUUUUCUGUUGCGCACCAGCUGUUGUGAUCACUGUCAUUACUUAAUGUGACUCUAUAAACUUUCCAUCACAAAGACUUCAAUUGAUAGACUAUGCUAUCUGCUGUCUAUUCUAUCUUAAUGGGUUCCAGGUUGCCAUGCAUCUGUUUAAUAAUACAUUGCAGAUGAUGUCGAACUGUGUUAAGAACAAAAAAAAAGUGGCAGCCAAGUGUGUCACUCAUGUUCUUACUCCAUUUUGACAUCAUUUGCAAUCUAUUACUGUACACACUGGUGGUAAAUUGGAAUUUACUUGAUUCACUUGAUUGAAAAGCAAAAUGUUGUUAAAAGUGAGGUCAUCUAUCUGUCUGUCCUCUGAUAAAUCAUAAGUAGGAACCAAUCAAAAUUCCUGUGUAAUUUGGCUUAAUUACUUAACUCUAGAUUGACAAUGAGUUGAGUGAAUACCAUAACAGUAUGUGGCUGUAAACAAAAUGGAACAAAAACAUGAGCUGGUCUUGUUCCUAAGUGUUUUACAACCAGAAAAAUCAUGCUCAAAGUUAAUAUUAUUUAACCUGCUCUAUGCGAAAAAGUUGAUUUGGUCUUUGGCCUCAUCAACCAUCAAGUGCAUCAAAUCUUGAGAUCAUCUGAUCUUUUAAUGUGGGAAAUGUGUUUGUGUUUCAGUGGUGCAUGGAAGACAUAGACAAGGAGGAAGACAUGAAGGUGAUCGGUAUGAGAGUGCUUCCAUGAUGAGUAGUGAUAUUGAAUCAACAAGCUAUAUGGAUUCUUCAGAUGAUCAAAGCAGGUGAGUGCAAAAUAUGAUAAGUUGUUUCUCUGUCUGGUCUUAAGCAUAGGACUAAGUAGAUAUGCUGAAUUUCCACAAGGAAUCUAACCUCAGAUUUAAAGAUUCUGUGCUAUGAUGCUCUCCUAUUGAGCCACAGAGACUACAUAUGUUGAGCAAGGCCUUUACAAGGUUGAUAUGGAACAUGCAUUGUGCAUACUGCAAGGAUCCUUAAAACUUUAACUCCCAAGAUCUGAUUGUUAAUUCUCAUCUCUAGCUGCUACUGAUUUCCAUGUAAAUUAGUAACAAGAAUUUGGUGUUAGGUCAAGACAACAACUUCUACUCAAUAGGUUUGAGUAAUUUCAAUAUCUGUUUGGAGGAUAGUGUAUGGAUAUCAUAGGGUGAGGUUAUGUGGGUUAAUGUUGAAAAGUGUCAUGUGGAUGAAUAUUAUAUGAAGGAAUUGACUCAUGAAAAUGUGUUUGCAGUGUUUCAAGGUUCUCCAGUACAACUGAAGGUUCUCAACUUCUUAGAGGAAGACAUAGAAGGCGGAGAAGACGACCAAGGAUGCCAAGAGUGCAAAGGGUGAGUAUCUUAGCCUUUGUCUUCAUUUUUUCCCUAGUGUAAAGCAACCUCUCAGUGGUGAGAAUGACUUAUUUAUGUUAACCUUAAAGAUAACAACAAAGGAAAGUUCUCCAUUAAGUUACUAAGGAGUUAACCAACUCCUUGGAUCCACUCAUGAUGAAUUUCCUGUUAGUAUUUGCUUGUGUAACAAUUUUUGGAAUUCAAUAAGCACUUGACAGACUGUGUAGUGUUCAAGAACAGUGUAAUAUUGCUGAAACAUGAAGAAUUAUAUUACAUAUUUUUCAUCUGAUACUAUGCGACAAACCCUAAUAACCACUGAAAAUAUUUGAAUUGCGAUGACUCUGUCAAAUUAUGCAAACAUACCCUCGUGUUUUUUUUAAAUAUUUUGAAUUUUUUGCCUAAACUGUACUUGUUGUCUUUACAGUGUUCAUCAUUUAGUACCAUAACAGAGUCAACCAUGUCACUCAACAUUAUAACAGUCACACUUAAUAUGGGUAAGACUUCCCACAGGGACAGUUUGCUUUUUUAUUGUUAACAUUUUGUUUCUUUUAUUUUGCUGUACAGAAGAGAAAAGGGAAAAAAUCAUAAGACGCCAUUAUAUUUUUCUUUUUCAGAAAAAGUAAAUUUUCUAGGAAUAAGUAUAGUAGGUCAGAGCAACAAAAGAGGAGAUGGAGGAAUUUAUGUUGGUUCUAUCAUGAAAGGGUGAGUUUCACUUGGACAAAACUACAUUAUGUUAACUACCUCAAACUAUUUCUUUCAGUUGGAGAAAAGAGCAAAUCUUGUCCUUAAAGCAAUUUUGCAAGAAUCAUCUUAAGAAUGUGUUCCCUAUUUUGUAAUUUGAAAUAGUACUUUAAGAAAAUUGAUAAAAAUUUGUCAUUGCAGAGGAAAGUAAUUUCACCCUAUCUGUUUUUCUCUUUGACAGUGGUGCUGUGGAUUUGGAUGGAAGGAUAGAACCUGGAGAUAUGUUGUUGCAAGUAUGUGAAAUAUAUCUUAGGAUCUAAAUCAUAGUGCUCCAGAUCUUUUGGUCCUUCUCUUCCACUAAAGCUUCCAUCAAACUUUAUCACUUUGCAAAACUUUCUGGGCUUAUUCUGGUCUUUAUUGUUAAUAGGUUAAUGAUGUAAAUUUUGAAAAUAUGAGCAAUGAUGAUGCAGUGCGGGUUUUGAGAGAAAUGGUCCAUAAACCUGGGUAAGAAUGUCUCUUUUACUUUUUAGUAGUAAUUAGUCAAUGCAGUUAAAAUUUUUUAUGAAGGGUUGAAAUAACUUGCCAUUUGAAGUAUUUACUUGGUUAUAAUCAGGUUUGCAUUGUGUCAAUGUGAAAGCUACAAGUCGUAAUGUUCAUCUGUUCCAGAUGCUUCUUUUUAAUGUCAUAAACAUUGACAUUGUACAUAUUUAUGGCUUAGAAAUCCCUUGAAAUUCACUGUCUUGUAAAGGCCUCCCAACCAAUAGAUUAUGCAGUGAAAUUUCAAACAGAGUAAAUGGCUUAGAUAGCCAAGAAAUCAUAGAGUUUGAAGUCACUUCCCUUGCUUUUAUCUAUAAAUAGCUCUGAGUUAUUGCAUUCUAUGUUGGUGGUAUCAGACAUGUAGAUAUAAAACUAAUUAUAAACGUAUUAAGACUAUAUAUUACCAUGAUUAAAUUAUUCAUAGUAUGUGUGUAAUUGUGUGAUUAUCAAUUUCAGUCCCAUUACUUUAACUGUUGCCAAAUGCUGGGAUCCUACACCAAAAGGAUACUUCACAUUACCUCCUAGUAAGUAUAAUUAUCAUAGUUUUUCCUUAGAAAAUGGCAAACAUUCAUCAUCCCCUCAAAUAAGGUCAUCAUUAGUGCUUGAUCAGAUUUGGUUUUUUCAUUAAACAUUAAUCAGUGUUUAAAACAGUGAUACUUCAUAGCACUAAUUUGUGUACAAGGCAGUACAAGUUUCAUUUGUUUUUGGUAGUUUCAGAAACGGAACUUCAUCAAUACUGCAAAGUUCUCUGCAAUCAAUUUGAUUUUUCUUAAGGUCCACAAGAUUGGUACUGUGCUAAAGAUAUUUAAAGGUUAAGACUCUCUGGUUUGAAAGAAUUUUAAGAAUGGGCCAUGGAAUUUUAAAGAGGUUGCCAUAAAUAUGUAACCAAAUACUUUCUUUUUCAUAAAUCACUUAAUGCCUAAAGGCUCUUGUUGCCUAAAUCCAGGGUGUCCAGUUAUUUAAAGCAUUCAUAACAGCAAAGUCAUUUGAGUUGCACGAAGGCAAAUGUUAGGUGCAUGCGGCAUCUGGGCCCUAUAAGAGGAUGGUCCCAGACAACUUUUCAUUUUAGGUUCUCAUGAAAGAAAACACAUUAGUUUUGUGUUCGUGGUUGUAAUUGUAAUUUAAAAAUUUCAUGUCCAGGUGAACCUGUGCGUCCAAUUGAUACCUCAGCAUGGGUACAACACACCACAGCAAUGACUCGUAAGUAUACAUCAGCCUUUUUUAAAAGGUCAUCUAUUUAACUUGUAGUAUUGCAUAUUGUUAUGAUUUCAAGAUGUACUGUUGUUAAAAACAUUUUCAAUUACUUAUUCUAGAGUUUGGACCAACUGCACAAUAUGGAAAACAACCAAACAGUCAGUCACUCACAACAAUGACAUCAACCAGCUCAUCAAUGACAAGUUCUCUACCGGAAUCAGACAGUGAGUUGCUAUGUGGGACACUUAAUCCCAAUUUCUUAUUUCCUCGGAUAAUAACUGAGAAAAAUUUUCCCAUUGAGUGUGAAACAAUAUAUGAAACAGAUGUAGUUAGUGAGUAACUAGGUGUAUGAGAGAGUGAUUAUCGACCUAGUCUGUUUAAAUUUAGUCCAUUCAGUGUCAUUGGAGUGCAGUUGACUUUAUUUAGCUCUUCUUUUCACAUCCUGUUAUAGGAUAUACUGAACUUCAAGAAGGUGAAGGACUCUCAGUAACCUCAGACAUGACCUCGAUAGUUAAAACAAUGGCAGCUCCAGAUUCUGGCCUUGAUAUCAGAGACAGAAUGUGGCUCAAGAUUACCAUCCCCAAUGCAUUUAUAGGUAAUUGUAGCGAGAAAAAAUGCGCUGCAGCCAUCAAUGUCACUUUGUUGACUGUUUUGACUUAAUACCAAGAACUCAUAAUAAAAGUGUUGAUUUCAGUAUGGGUACUGACAUUAUUUCAAGUGCAACUUGGGUUUAAAAAGCAUGAGUAAAUUUUUUAAAGGCAACAAAAUUGCACGAGCCUGUAAGUGCAAUAUGUCGUCUUUAAAACAUUUACAAGUGCGCGUUACACCAAAUUUUAAGAGAAAACGUGUUAUUACUUGUUAAAAACGUACAUGAAAAUACAUCACAGAAAGUUAAGAAAGACAGAAUUUUGAAGGCGUGUGUGCGCUAUUUGUAAUUAGCACUCGCGUUAUAACUUUGCACUCAUGAGAAGAAACUCAUUUUUAGCCAAUCAGAAGGGCGUAAUUUUUUCAUGUACAUUAUUAAGUGUUAUUUUCUUUUGCAUCACAGGAUCUGAUGUGGUAGACUGGCUGUAUUCACAUGUAGAAGGUUUUCAAGACAGACGCGAAGCAAGAAAAUAUGCUUGCAAUCUUUUGAAGGUAAAUGCCCUUUUCGAACUUGUGUGCCAUGUACUCAGACUAAAUCGUUCCUUGUUGCUGCUGCUGUCUUUUUUUUGGUUUUUUGAUUUUUUUUUUUGUGAUGUUUUAUUUGCAUCUCACAUUUGUCUGUAUAUGGUUGUUUAUCAGGCUGGUUUCAUUCGACACACAGUUAACAAGAUUACUUUCUCAGAGCAGUGCUAUUAUGUGUUUGGCGAUCUUUGUGGAAGUAAGUCUUAAUUUCUCUUGUUGCCCCCAUGUAAUUUCGUAGAGGGUUUGGGGAGCUGACGGCUCCUCUUUGUUUUUAUUGUAGGUGUUAUUAUCUUGAGUCAACUAGGACAAAUUUCCCUUUUGCUCUGUUGCUAUCGAAUGACUGAAAUACUUUGUAAAAUGACAAGGCUUGAAGAAAGAUGUUAUUCAUCUUAGGACGAGCGUGCGAUGAAAACGAGGCUUGUUCAACAUGGAGUUGAGAAUGUUUACUUUUUGAAACUGGGGUUUUUCUUAAAUCCGGCCCUGGCAAUUCCACUUCUCUGUUCCCGGCCCUCAGUCAGAGGAGACGAGCGUAUAAGUGGGCGCGAAAAAAUAGCAUUCACGAGAUAAUCGGAUGCACGAAGAGAAAUACAACCGCCGGGUCUGUUGCCGUUUACUGACAGUGAUUUCGCUCGUCUUAAGUCACUCAGAUCCUGUCCAGACUUCAUAUCCACUGGAAUUUGUUUUUAAGUGUUUACUUGGGGUUUCAGUUUCCAUCAUUCCAAUAAUUUCUGCUAUGUGUUUUGUGUUGAUAGAUAUGGCGGCUCUUACGAUUAACGAACAUGAGGGCGAUGGCGACCAAGACACUUUGGGACCCCUCCCAACACAUCAAGCUAUCUCGUGGAUAGCAGGUCCACCAAGUUACGGAUAUCAUCAAAUGCCUUCUUACCCGGGCCCUCCUCCUCAAGCCAUAGUGGACACACAGACACCUGGGUACGCUCAGUCAUUCUACAGCGCACACAGUGGCAGCCAAAGUCCCCACAGCGCUAGUGGCAGCUCACGGAAGAGCGGAGGAGGAGGCGACCGCGCUGAUGGUGACCAUCGGAGUAGUGGUGGAAGCAGUAGCGAGAAGAGCAGUAGCAGCAAAGGUAAAAGCAAGGAGCGUGAGGCUCGAAGCGUCGAAGGAUCAGCUCAGCUCGUUCAAGGACCUCUCCCUGCGGGAGUUCCCAUGCCCGGAGGUCCCCCAAUGCCGGGUAUUGCUAUGAUGCCCCGGCCUCUUGAUCAGGUUCCCGAGAACAUUUCAGCGAGUAGGAACAGUUUUAGAAUGGCGAUGGGUAAUCCUUGCGAGUUCUUUGUAGAUGUGAUGUAAACAGUAGACAGAUGUCAUCCGCCUAUCACAAGCUACUGGACUUACUGGUGAGCUUUACUAACAGACGGCUCUAAGGGCAGCUCCCGAAACAGCUUAGCGCCUGGCUGACGAUGCGCGUUGUCGCCAUAUUCGCUCUGUUGACUUCACAAGUUGCAAACAGACUGACGUUUUUGUUUCUAGUGUAUCAGUUGAACAGAGUUACACAGGUUAUCGAGAUUUACGCGCGGUGCUUAUUGCUGACCA